UCCUCAUUCCUUCUUUCUGGCAAGUCCCCCGUCAAGUCUUAAGUGACCGCGUGGAUUCUGUGCAGUUAAAGAGACCUCUAGGAAGAAUCAAGAACCCUAUCUACUCUCAGUUCCUUUGGAUCCUACAGCAUGUCAUCAAGGAGAUUUGGCCGAGAGACCAAAACUGCAUCAUCAGAAAUCUCGAGCCCAUUUCCUAGUGCAUUUCAGUCCAAGUUUUCAGACCUUGAGCUAGAAAAGAAGAAACGUGACGAGUACAAAGUCCAAGAGAAAGAACUCGAAGCAAUCCACGCAGUAUUCAACAUCUAUGACAUAUACGGAGAGGGGAAAAUAGACAGCAGCUUGGUACCUGAUGCGCUCAGAGCCCUAGGGCUAAACCCCACUCUUGGACUGGUCGAGAAGCUCACUGGAUCCAACAAACCUGGAGAGCAAUUGGUCACAGUAGAAGAGUUUGUGCCAAUCUAUGCCAAGGUGAAGACAAACAAAGACAAUGGAGUUUAUGAAGACUUCAUUGAAUGUCUCAAGCUCUAUGACAAGCAACAAGAUGGACUCAUGCCUCUUGGUGAACUGACUCAUGCCCUCACAUCUCUAGGAGAAAGAUUAAGCCCCGAUGAACUGGAUGCUGUCAUGUCCGACUGUAUGGAUGAGGAAAAUGAUGAUGGACUGAUCCCCUAUAUCCCAUUCUUGGCGAGGAUGUGUGAAAAGCCAGUUCCAAAGACUAUCAAGCCCCUGUAAAUUUAUAUAACUGAUUGAGCAUUUAAUUUCUUCUGAAGGAUUUGUAUGAAAACCAGACUAAACUAAAUAAACAAGUUAAAAGGAAACAA
Molecule: messenger RNA, 821 nt
Organism: Macrosteles quadrilineatus (aster leafhopper)
Lineage: Eukaryota; Metazoa; Arthropoda; Insecta; Hemiptera; Cicadellidae
Product: myosin light chain alkali-like
Exons: 7
Coding region: 130-732 (200 amino acids)
Cellular component (GO): muscle myosin complex
Molecular function (GO): calcium ion binding
Source: RefSeq, a predicted model, not a curated record